Molecule: messenger RNA, 1544 nt
Organism: Lathyrus oleraceus (garden pea)
Lineage: Eukaryota; Viridiplantae; Streptophyta; Magnoliopsida; Fabales; Fabaceae
Product: tRNA-specific adenosine deaminase TAD1
Exons: 10
Coding region: 122-1342 (406 amino acids)
Biological process (GO): adenosine to inosine editing; RNA processing
Cellular component (GO): nucleolus; cytoplasm
Molecular function (GO): double-stranded RNA binding; double-stranded RNA adenosine deaminase activity; tRNA-specific adenosine deaminase activity
Source: RefSeq, a predicted model, not a curated record
UAACAAGUAAUGACAUAUGGGCCUAUGGUAGAAGCCCAUUUCAGGGUAGUAACUUCUCAGUUCAGUUCACUCUUCUUCCUCACCAUACUGCUAUACACACAUUCAGUGUUGUUGCUAAGCCAUGUCUAUGGCUUCUUCUGACGGAACGAGUUUAGGGCAAAGAAUAUCCGAAAAGGUUAUUUCUUUAUACAAUUCCUUUCCAAAGAAAGGCAAACCUCAAGGCCGUGAAGUCACUGUUCUCGCUGCUUUCCUUCUCUCUUCUCCUUCCAAUGAAUUGAAGGUUGUUGCACUUGGAACUGGAACAAAGUGUAUUGGACGGUCUCUGUUACGCCCUUAUGGUGAUGUUGUUCAUGAUUCCCAUGCUGAAGUUAUUGCUCGAAGAGCUUUAAUCAGGUUCUUCUAUACACAGAUUCAAUAUCUUUCUGAAACUAGUACCAAGUCUGCACUGAGCAAUGGAGGAAAACGGUUCAAAUUUGAUGAUGACAACUUAGCAUUCGAGUUGGACCGAGGGUGUCUUGACAAACGGAAAUAUACGUUGAGAAGUGGUUGGAAAUUACAUAUGUACAUAUCACAGUUACCAUGUGGAGAUGCUACACUGAGCUCGCAUGUCGCUCUGUUGCAAAGUGUGCCAUUAGGAGAAAAUGAUUCACAUUCAUCAUUAUUGAAUAGUUCAAAACAAAUAGGGACGGUCCAGAGAAAGCCAGGUCGCGGCGAUACAACCUUGUCAGUUAGUUGUUCUGACAAGAUAGCACGUUGGAACGUUGUUGGCGUCCAAGGAGCUUUGCUUUCGUACUUUCUCCAACCUGUAUAUCUUUCGUCAAUUACUGUUGGUCUGCCGCAUAGCAGUCCUGAAAAUUUUUCUUUGGAGGAUAACUUGAAAAGAGCUUUGCAUGACCGUAUCCGACACUUGGAGAAUGAGCUAACAUCUCCAUUUCUAGCAAACCAACCACAAUUUCAGUCUGCUCCGGUGCCGCCAAAGGAUUUUCUGCAAUCUGAGAGUUCUGCUAACAAUUUGACAUGCGGGUAUUCUAUAUGUUGGAAUGAAUGUGGCUUGCAUGAAGUCAGUUUGGGAACUACUGGUAGAAAGCAAGGCACCUCCGCGAAAGGAGCACUAUAUCCAUCAACAGAGUCGUCUUUAUGCAAAAAGAGGCUGUUAGAGGUUUUCUUGUCAGUGAGAAAAGAGUGCUUGGCCAUGUCCGUGGACGAUGAUUUUACGUACAGAGAACUUAAGGACGGCGCAGAAGAAUAUCAUUUAGCUUCAAAGAUUUUUAAAGGGAAGCCACCUUUUAGCAACUGGUUUGUAAAACCCUUGGACUGUGAGAAAUUCCCCAUUUCAAAAUAAUAAUACAUUUAUGUUGAAUUCACCAUGGAUAAAAUGAACAUCUAGGGGACUUUAAGUGAGAAGCAAUUUUUCAGAGAGAGGAGUGUAUAUUAAAAUGAAAACAGUGCUGGCUUCAAGAUUGCAAAUCAAAAGGCUCAAUCUAUCUGUUUUGUUUUUUGUUUGACUGAAAACUCUAUCGUUAACACAUUUCAAAGUUAGCACA